This is a messenger RNA of Nymphalis io (European peacock), 1731 nucleotides long. RefSeq names its product minichromosome maintenance domain-containing protein 2-like (gene mei-218). NCBI's taxonomy places the organism in Eukaryota, Metazoa, Arthropoda, Insecta, Lepidoptera, Nymphalidae. The transcript has a single exon. The record is from RefSeq and is a predicted model, not a curated record. Bases 1 to 1731 code for a protein of 576 amino acids.
AUGAAACUUAUUUUGAAAAUGUUGCUUUAUCUAGAAAAAAGGCGUUUUUUAGCUGACAUGAAAAACCUAUGCGAAGCAUUCCUAGAAGAUUUGAAUGAGAAAACAUUGCGUAAAUUUCCGCCGCUUAGAUAUUUACUUCAAGUCGACGUCAUAGAUUUACUCGAUUUAUUCCCCGAUUUAGGGGAUUUUUUAAUAAAAGAACCGCUCAAGUGGCAACGGUGUUGUAAUGAAAUUUUAUUCGCGUGUCUGAAAUCUUUAGACAAUGACAUGAUACAGAAUAUACACGCAACACAAGUUGGCGUCAAUAUUAGAUUUAAAAGUAUGCCUUAUUUCUUGACGAAUAAACAUCGACAGUACGAGAAUUUAGUUUCUUUACAUGGAUUGCUUGUCCAUAUUACGAAGCCUACGAAUUACGUAUAUCACACAGUGUGGUCAUGCCCAGAUGAAUGUGAAGGCAACGAAGUAAUUAUGCAUUUCAUUCCGAAGGUUCCUCCAAAAUGUUACCUAUGCAAGAAUACUCUUUUUGAGAAUAGCGGUUUACGGAGAUGUGGAGAUCAGGUCCAAGCUACUUUUAAAUUUAAUAAUGAUUUACUGCCUAAAAAUUAUACUAUCGUCGAUGAUCUUAUACCAAACCUAAACAUUGGAAAAAAAUAUGUUAUCAACGCUGUUAUUUUAAAGAAAUUAAUAGCUGUCUGGUCAAUUGAAGAAUCUCAUAUUUUACCUGCACCAGUCACGACACCUGUUCCACGAGAUAUAGGACAACUAUAUGAAUCUUGUAAAGGUAUUCCUUGGAAAUUCAUAUACUGUCUCGCUUCUAGCAUCGGACUGCACGUUUGUCCUUUAAAUACCUUUAUGAAUAUUAAAAUAAGUCUCUUGCUAAGUCUAGUAAGUGUUAAAGCUAACGUGCUGACAAGUUCACCUAUAAUUCACUUUUUAUCGGGCGGAUUUGAUACAGGUUACGUUGGCAAGAUAAUGGAGCAGGCCGCUUGUUUAGCAGAUUCCUAUACAUACUUAGGAACUUCUCAUAAUUCCACAACGAUGACGUUAAUAGGAGCAUCGGGAGGUGUUUGUGUAAUGCCUUUACCUUUGCAAGCCUACAGUCAAAAUCAAAUACAUUCUAUAUUAUCGGUUAUAGAAAGUGGUGAAGUUUCGGACGGAGUUAAUAAAGCAAAAUUACAAUGUGCCGUAUGGGCUCAAGGAAUGGACUUCAAAAAAAUUAUGUUAUACAAUGUUGGUAGUAUUUUUGGGUUUGUUUGUCGUGGUGAUUAUGGCGAAUAUACAGAUGAGUUAGUAGACUACGCUUUAGAAGAAGCUAUAGUUCCAUCCAAAACAGAUAAAUACGAAAGACAAGCUCUAAAAGACAUAUCAAUUUAUAUAGAUUUGGUUGCCGGUCUUAAGGUUUCCUUGGCCAAAAGUGCGGAGGAUUUAUUACGACUUUAUUUCUUAACCGCCCGAAAGGAAAGACCGAAGGCCGUUACGAUUGGGAAUUUGGGUGCUCUUAUCGCUAUUUGUGUCACCUCGGCGAAGCUAUGCCGACGAGAGAUGGCUAAUAAUGAAGAUGCUGUUUUUGCAAUUUGGUUGCAUGUGAGUGGUAUGCCGGAACCGAGGUUAGCACCUGAUGAGUAUCUUCAAACACCUGCAGAUAUAAAGAAGCUGAAAAAUGUCAUAGAUAACUUUUAUCGUUGGCUUGAACAAUUUACAGGAUUUAGCGUUUCUGACUCAAUUAAAUAA